This is a messenger RNA of Suillus discolor, 667 nucleotides long. RefSeq lists its product as uncharacterized. The record is from RefSeq and is a predicted model, not a curated record. The coding region runs from base 288 to 602 and encodes 104 amino acids. Lineage: Eukaryota; Fungi; Basidiomycota; Agaricomycetes; Boletales; Suillaceae. The transcript is spliced from 6 exons.
UAUUCCCUUCAGCGGCAAGGCACAUCGAAGCAUCGAGAUCGACUGAAUGAAAUCGGACAUUUAUGGAUGUGACAUGUGUACCCUUAUCUUUCCUCGUUUCCCCUUAUGCAAAAAUAUCGUUUCGUCUUCCAAUAUCCCCGCAAUUACACCCGCUGACACUGACCCUUGGUAAUAGUGGAAAGGGUGGAGAACACGUUCGUGGUGUGGGUAUCUCCUCACAUUCCUUACUUUCCCACCUCCACCUACAAGAUCUAUCACCCUUGUCAAUCCACUGAGCGCCUGUCUAUAUGUCGGACAAUGACACUGACACUGAACCCUAUCUUUUCGUCGAGAAAUGUGGUUCAACCCGAGGGAACCCGAUAUACGUGAUCACAAAGCACAUCCCCGCUAUGAAUGGCUAUUCGAGUAGGACGAGGGAAAUAAGAUGUAUGGAUUUAGGUGGCGAAGCUCUCGGUUCAUACAAGGCUCGCCAAGGAGGCUGUACACACAUACAGUUUUUCAACCACGCUGAACACCUCAAUUGUACUGGGUGUGGCAUGGAGUUCUCCAAAGUAAUGCUUCGCCAAAACGCCUACAUCGAGAUCAAAGGCCUCCCUUCCUAAUUCCCCCGACGCUCGGUCACCGUUCUCUCAUCUGCUAUGCUUCCAAUACGGUUUGGCAAUCGCAA